Messenger RNA from Seminavis robusta, 2460 nucleotides. The record is from the annotation of a GenBank genome assembly. Lineage: Eukaryota; Bacillariophyta; Bacillariophyceae; Naviculales; Naviculaceae.
AUGCUCUAUCAAAUGGCAGACAACAAUUUGCACUUUUACAUUCGAAAAGAUUAUCAAGAACUGGCCAAUUCACCUGUCGUUCAAACCCCAGAUCUCAAGACUUGGAUUUACUACGACGCCCUCAACCAAGCCCCAUUGCCAUUGCCGGAUACGGUAGAUGCCGAAGGCAAUGUCGUCACGGAAGCAUUCACUGGAAGUCGCUAUGUGACAUAUGAUCAAACUCUGGGAAGAAUGAGAAUUGAAAGUGAAAAACUACUGGAACAAAACUCGGAUACCAUCUCCACUGUACAAGCUUUUCUAGAGCAUGGACUGGAAGAUUGUCUAGCCAAUGGGUAUGAUAGUCUCAUGGCUGUCUUUUCCUCCCACGGGGGAGGAUUUGCCGGAUUUGGAGGAGAUGAAAAUGCGAGGAGGAAGCUUUUGCAGACCAAUCAAGACAUUGCCACGGCCAUUCGUAAUGCAUUGGAGAAUGUACAGGGUGGUGCCAUCUCCAAGCUGGAUGUGUUGGGGUUUGACGCCUGCCUCAUGCAAGCCCUAGGUGCUGCCGAUGACUACAAAGAUGUUGCAAAGUACAUUCUGGCAAGUGAAGCGGUGGAACCAGGGCAUGGUUGGGCAUACAACUACUUGGAAACAGCUCCUUCAGCACUGGAUCUUGCACAACAAAUUCUCGAAACCUAUUUGCAGGAAACGCAGGGAGGAAUUUUCCAUCAGAUGCCAAAAAUUCUAUCCAUUAUCGAUACGGACAAGUUUAGUACCUUUGUCAACGCAUUUGAAGACUUUUCCAAAGAGCUGCUCCGCUUAUUACAAGGCGGGGAUUCGUCACUUCAUGCCUACGUGUAUCGAUCGCGAGCAUCCUCUGUCGCCUUUGAAGGAAUUGUAGAUGCAGUGGGGACGACCAAACCUUCAGCGUUGGACAUUGGAAGUUGGAUGGAAAAGUUGGAACUGCUUUGCAGUCCUUCAUUGACGGGGGAUUUUGGUGCGGCUCUUCAAGUGGCGAAAACUGCAUAUUUCGAUAUGAUAGUACUUGAAGGAGUAGGGAUAGGGACAGCAAGGGGAACGGGUAUGCAUCUAGAUUGGCCCGUUCCGACUGAAUACAAGGCCAACACAAUUCUGUGGAACCAGGUACUAUUUCAAAAUAAAAACUACGUGACCCAGAUUGUUCCAAACUUUAACGAAUUCCUUGGGUGGUUCCUGGAAGCAGGUGUUCCAGUCGGAAUGUCGCGUCUUUCGGUCUGUGAUAAGAAAGCAGACACAGAGUCCAAUGCUGAAAACCCGCCAACUGGUGGAUUCGAGGUAGCGACGUCUCUCUUUAUCACACAAAACGCUUCGCAGAAUGCCAGCACAGGCUCCUUGGAUUUCACGGCUACCAUUUCGUUGGAUACCUCAGAAGUAUCAGUGGAGUAUGGCAUUGACCUCACAACACCCCUCAAACAGCAACUUGUCGAUAAGGGCUAUGAGCCAACCGAUGAUGAGUACUUGGUCCUUCUUGGAGGCGAUGUUGUUGGGGAAUACGACCGAGACACCUUCUCAGCAAGCUGGGACCAGUUCUUCUACUUCCUAAAUAUUACAGGAUCCAGUACGUUCGAGGCAUUGUACGUCCGGGAUGGAGGAGACGGUUCCCGAACAGUCCCAGUAUUGUUUUUCCCGGAGGAAAACAGAGAAGAGCUUGCCAACCUGCAGUACCUGGACUAUCUUUUCUUUAAUUUUGCCUAUUGGGCCGAACAAGGAGCACGCUAUAGUUUUCUCAAGUUUUCAGUGGAUGAAGCAGAUGGUCGAGUCAACAAUAAUCUUGGCUUGUUUGUUUCAAACUCUGCAGGAAUUUUCACGGAGCAACCUCGGUCUGGGCUCGGCUAUGUGCUCCCACUAAUCUACAUAGAUGCAUUCGUCCAAGGUCGAAAGCUGACCAUUCUCCCUGGAGGAUUCAACUCGACUGUCAUUGAAUGGAAGGAAGAAUUGGACUACAACAUCCUUACGACACCAGUCAAGAAUAUUUUCAAGGUGAUCCCAACCACAGAUGCGGUUGUGGUUGCCUUGACCGCCGUCAAUCACGGAGACCUCUCGUCUGAACCCGAGUCUAUCUUCUACAACAUCUCUGGUGACGAAGCCGCCACCAUUACACAGAUAUCGUUCACUCCUGCUCCAACAGAAUCACCAACCAAUGCGCCCCAAUCUCCAGGUUACAAUUUCAAUGCAACAAACGCACCUCACUCGAAUGUUUCCUCCAACAUUUUUGAUCACGGAGAAGGUGAUGGUCUCAUGACGGACGACAGCGACGAGAUGCUGCAAGGCAACCAAACAGGGGCCAAUGAUACCGCACCAAUAUCAGAUGCCAGCAUGAUGGAUGAAAACCAGACCACAAGUGCUCCUGAUCCCUCGUCCAAUGCCCAUUCUUGGAUUGGUCCUUUACCAGCCUUUGCAACAUCCAUGCUGCUAUCGUGCUUGUGUGCUCAUUACUUCCAAUAG